AUGAGAGCCCUACUUCUAGUAGCUCUUUUGAUCAUGGAUUCAUGGAUGAACCCGGCCGCGGCCGACAUAGAUUGCAGCACGGUGGCUUCUCUUGCCUCAAGCUGUUCGGACUAUGUUAUGUAUGGAUCCCGGAAUGUGGCGGUCGACUCGCCCUGUUGCAAUGCCUUGGACAGCCUGCACAACAUAGCCAGUGAACCUGAAGACAGGAGGGAUGUUUGCAAGUGCCUGGUGGGCCUGAUGAGUAUGUACAGUCCGAACCUGACUGCCGUGGAUGGCCUUCCUUCUCUUUGUGAGAUUCCAUUUGGCAUUCCCCUCGAUCCCAGGGCAAAUUGUGACUUGUAA
This is a messenger RNA of Nymphaea colorata (pocket water lily), 342 nucleotides long. Its product is annotated as putative non-specific lipid-transfer protein 14. The transcript has a single exon. Gene Ontology annotation, biological process: lipid transport. The record is from RefSeq and is a predicted model, not a curated record. Gene Ontology annotation, molecular function: lipid binding. Gene Ontology annotation, cellular component: membrane. Bases 1 to 342 code for a protein of 113 amino acids. Lineage: Eukaryota; Viridiplantae; Streptophyta; Magnoliopsida; Nymphaeales; Nymphaeaceae.